Molecule: messenger RNA, 480 nt
Organism: Penicillium expansum
Lineage: Eukaryota; Fungi; Ascomycota; Eurotiomycetes; Eurotiales; Aspergillaceae
Exons: 1
Coding region: 1-480 (159 amino acids)
Source: RefSeq, a predicted model, not a curated record
AUGCAAUCCAUCUUCACCUCCUUUGUGUACUUUAUAUGCUUCUUUACCGCCAUGGUUGAAGGUCUUACGCGGUACCACACCACGCCCCCGAGCGACGCCAUUAUCGUCCACGACAGACAAUCUCUCAAUGAUUUAGUCAAGGUCAAUCCGGAAACAAUUCUCCACGCCGAGAAUGGAGGGUACUACCUCAAGAAUAUGGACGAAAAGGUCGUUGCGAUAGCUGCAGACGACCUAUGCACGGAGCUGGACGCUGCUUUUGCCAGCAUUGAUGCCAAUAUUUUCGGUGAUGAGUCUGAAUCCAAAAAUGAAGCAUAUGAAUAUCUUGGUGGGGCAGACGUUACGAAGAGAAACGAGGAUCUCGCUUAUCACCCCAGCUGGCAUGACUACUGCAGCCACCCACGUUGCUUCCACUCUGCCACCUGUCUGAGUUACACAAGUUGCCAAGUAUGCUCCACGAGCAGCCGGAAAGUUUGUAUCUAG